UAACAGAAAGCGGAUAAACGCUUUUGCCUUUGCAUCACGGAGUCUUGCUGCUUGCUCAACAUAAAGGAACUGGAAAGUUGUGCAGUCCUGCAAUGAUGCCAAUUACAGAAGUGAAGCUAAAAGUUCCACAAGCUACUUCUAAUAACUUCUACACAUCUUCUGGGAACUGUUUUUGUACAUUUUAUUUGCAGCCGUGGAUCUUCUGAGUAAUCCUCCUGAACCCCAACAUCCAGUAACAGAGCUGUAUACACUGACGCUGUUUCUAAUCACUGCAUGAGGCGCGCAGUAGGUUCUCCUGGAGUUCCAGACAUGUUUGGAGCUGUGUGUAAUCGUUUCAUGUGGCGUCGUGUGUUCUUUAUAUCGUGUGUGUUCUUUCCUUAUCUGUAGCUUCCUGUUUGUAGGAGGACGGACACAGUAACGUAGCUCUGCUGAUCACGCCUGCCUCGUGUUGUCUGUAUAAAGUCUCUGACUCUGAGACUCUUCUGCACUCGUCGUUCAGUGAACAUUGUGUUCCUCUGCUACGUCUGCGUCCAUCAUGAAGCUCCUCAGUGUGGUUCUCCUCCUGCUUCCACUCUCGCUCUGUUUGGCUGAAGUCGUGGAUGAUUUUACUGAGAGCUGUCCACAGUUCUUCGCUAAUCCGUAUCAUGUCGUUUCUCCUCCCACGGGUUUUACUGGGGAUCGCUUUAGAAAGAUCUGUCAAACUCUAAAUAAUAAAGCUGAAUUCGCGACACUCUAUGACACGGAGAACAGGAUCCCAGUUUACUCAGCAUACAGGUUUACCGGACUAAUGAAGUGUAAAAGAAGGAUGGGAAACUGGUAUAUUGAACCUCAGCUGGAAAGUGGAACCUUGGGGCCAAACAUGGCUACUGAGUCUGCUGUGAGAAAACAAGGUGUAAAUAUAGUUAAUCAGGCUGUGAACGGAGAUUAUAAAUAUUCUGGCUAUGAUAAAGGACACCUGGCUCCAGUUUUCCAUGCCACCUCACAGAACUGUGCUGAUGCCACCUUCACGCUGACCAACGCUGCUCCACAGGCGGCAAUGUUCAACCGCAAUACGUGGAUGAGGACAGAAAAAAGCAUGAAUGACACACUGACCAAAUCUUGCCUUAAUGUAGGCCUGCGUGCAUUUGUAGUAACUGGGGUUGUGCCGGGUCCUGAUACAUUGAAAAAUGAAGGUAGAGUGCGAAUUCCCAGUCACUUCUGGAUGGCAUUCUGCUGCCUUGAUAGCAAUAAUAUACCCAGACGCUCAGGUGCAUUUUAUGGAAAAAAGGAUGACUCUGUAAAAGAAAAGGAUGAGUCUGAAAAAGAAAAGGAUGAGUCUGUAAAAGAAAAGGAUGAGUCUGUAAAAGAAAAGGAUGAGUCUGUAAAAGAAAAGGAUGAGUCUGUAAAAGAAAAGGAUGAGUCUGAAAAAGAAAAGGAUGACUCUGUAAAAGAAAAGGAUGAGUUUGUAGUGUAUCCCAGGAGUGUGAAGAACAUGGAGACAGAGUUAACACAGCUGUAUAAGAUACAUGUCAAUAACAUCCCUGAUUUCCGCUUCACUUUGUUUGCUGGAGAAUGUUAUACAGAAACUGAACCAAUGGAAAAACAAUUAGUUGUAAAGGCAUCAAAGCGUAAAAAAGGAACCAAAGACUGUAAACCAAAUAAAUGUAGAAAAUUGUAAAGAAAUUUAAAGCAGGAACGAUGUUGAACUAGUGGAACGUCCGAGUGUUGAAUGGUUUCAGCGUCUGUCCUGUAUGUUUCCCAUUCAGUGGAACAACUUCUACACACAUACACUUAAAAAAAUGAAAACUAAUCAGAAAUCACUCAUGUGUUGAUUGACAUGUUGUUGUACUUUUAAUCAGUUUAUUUCUGUCACUAAAUUGGGAUCAGAUCAUUUAUUAUUAAUCACUGAAUUGCAGUUUGAUUUUCUGCAGAAUUCGACAUCAAUAAAGAGCAUCCAAUUAAA
Ictalurus punctatus (channel catfish) is the source of this 1942-nucleotide messenger RNA. RefSeq lists its product as uncharacterized. Lineage: Eukaryota; Metazoa; Chordata; Actinopteri; Siluriformes; Ictaluridae. The record is from RefSeq and is a predicted model, not a curated record. Gene Ontology annotation, molecular function: metal ion binding; nucleic acid binding; hydrolase activity. Bases 536 to 1657 code for a protein of 373 amino acids. The transcript has 2 exons.